Molecule: messenger RNA, 6432 nt
Organism: Schistosoma rodhaini
Lineage: Eukaryota; Metazoa; Platyhelminthes; Trematoda; Strigeidida; Schistosomatidae
Source: the annotation of a GenBank genome assembly
AUUUUCAAAAAGAAGCUGGACCUUCACUGGAAGGCAAUCUGUCAGGAUUAACACAGGUUCAUUAACCUACUAUCCUUAUUACUGAAGUCCUAUAAGAGGAAACUUGACUUAUUCUUAAAGACUAAGGAUAACAUAUUAUUAUGAAUUACGAAUUUAUUUUUUUCCUCUAUCGUUAAUGACCUAGGUUCCUGCCUCCAGGUAUUUGAGAUCCACUGCUACUAGACACGAAACCCCGUUAAGCGAAAGCUUCUACUAUUCCGUCCACAACCAUUUGAAACAUUUGUAAGCGCACUUUAUGUAAGUGACGUUACUUUGCAGGUUGGGUCCUCCUAUGUCGUGGUUAGUUUGGUGUGACACUAAAUGUACUAACAUUUCACGUCUAACAUCAAUAAAUAUUGCUUAUAAAACAAAGUAUUUAGGUUGAAGUUUACCGGUUUCAUUAAAUAGCGCUGUUUUUAUUCUUAAUAAGAAGCUAACAGCUGCUUGAUUGAAGUUUAUGAACGAUCUUGGAGUACUUUUUAGCUAACGAAAAGACAGUGUUUGGUUAAAAAACAACUCGAAAUCAAAAUAGUAUUAAAUCUGUAGUUGACAGAGAGGUUUGGGCUCAAAUGGUCUUGGAUGAAAUAGAAGCUUUUUCCUAACAGGCCUCCGUACCUGGAAGUUGACAUAUUAGGUUUGAUCUCAGACCCAGGAUUGUGCGAUAAGAGAAAGACCCAAUGGCCUACAGUAUUCUUUUUUGAUAAGCCUAUUGUCGGACAUCCUUUCUUUAAAUAACCUAAGUUUCGGACACCAAUUUUUCGAAUAGUAGAAUCUAAAGUGAGACUAUAAUUUAUGGACGGCCUUUGAGCGACUCUAGAGUGACCUUGAGGGUGUCCACAUAACUAGUUUCAAACGAGGGUCAUAAACCUGUGUGAAGAGUUCGAAUUAGGAUUUACAGUUCAUAGUUAGGGUUAGGAAUUAUACUUGAGGUUUUCAUGACGAACUGACAGCUAUAAUGCUAAGACUCUAUUUAUGCAAAUAGAUAAGUGAAUUUUGCGAAAGUCCGAGACCUGUCAUCUUAUACCUGAUUGGUUCGUCCAUAAAUCAUAGUCUCGCCGUCUGUUAUGUCUGAGUUAUCCUAAUCUUGCAGAAAAGAGAGGAUAUAUUAGAUCCAAAAUGCUUUACAAUGCACCAUUCAGAAGUGGUGGCGUUAUUUUUUUUACCAAAUAAAUCAUAUUUUCAACUGUUGCUAACAUGCAAAAACUUCUGUUUAUACUUAUUUAAAUUAAAUUAUCAGUUAAAAUACCGUAAAAGUACUGGUUUCUGCAUAAUGUCAUUUUCAUAUCAGAUUUUGACCAUACUCUUUUUGAGAUUGCAGAAAACUUAUCAAGUGACUUCCACUUGGUGGAUUAUACAGUUCACCUGUGAAACAGGUUUCUCGUAUUCUUUUGUCAGUAGGAUACAGAAAAUCGUUUCUUGAGUUCAUUGUUUAUCAUUUUAAUGGUUACAGAAACAUUAUUUUAUACUAUGUUUUGUCUUUUCUCAGUGUUUACAAUGCUUUAUUUCUGUUUGAGUCUACUUCCUAAAAUAAAUAAUCCAGGAAAAACAUCAAUUGAAUGGAUCCACAUGCUUCUUUUUGGUCGAGGAUGGGAUUCAGUAUGAUAACUGCAACAACUGGCAUCAUAGUGUGUAAGCCGGACUCACUCCUGUUGCAUACAAGUUUUUAUGAGCCACAAUCAUGUUGACUGUACGAAACAAAUUGUUCUAUAAGAUCUCUGCUGAUUCUCGAGGCGAUUAGUCUCCUGAAUACAUCUAGAAAGCCUCCCUCAGUGAACAGAAAGGUGUAGAUGACAUGGGGGUAAUUUUCAGAUCUCGAGGAUUCAAUCAAUUCAGUCCCAGAUCUGAAUAAGACGACCAGAAUGUGAUCUCGAAACUCAGUAGUUGGUAAGCAUACUGAUGCAGAGGAAGCUACAAAAGUAGAGAAAAACAGGUCAAAGAAGAAAAAAAUCAAAAGGAGCACUAAAAAGUUUGAACCGACGGAUUGAGCCUCAGAAAGUCACACAAUACAACGAAGAUUGACAUGCUCACUUUAGAAGAUUUGACUAAGAAACAAGAUAAAGUGAAAAACUGGCUGAUUGUAUAGACGUGUGGCAACAGUAUGGUGUUGCCUUCGGCAACCAGCAUCUGCAGAGAUGCUGCAGACCCUAAAGACGUCACACUACACUAUAGCCCACGGAUCUUCGUCUCCAACCGUAGGACCUUUCGACUUACACAACUAACACAUCAAAAACUUCCCAUAAAAUGGCCGUGCGUCACCGGCCUUCAGCAUUUGUCCUUUGGGUUCAACGGUCACGCAACUUGAUCUCUAUGACCAUCAUUAAUUCAGCUUCUUCUUUAGGUCCUUGAACAAAUAUCUUUCCAAGGUGUUGGCAACCGAGGAGUGACAAUCGCACUCAUACCUCUGUCAGCACCCGAGAUCACCUUGUUGGCGAUCGAAUCCUUUCUUUAUCUCUUAAUAUUUAUUCCAUUUCCAUGGCUAACCCUAAUUUAUCUUUGUCGCCACGCACCACCAAUGCUAAUUGUUUGAGUUCACAAACUGUAAUUUCUGGUUUCCUGAAACCACGCUCUAAGCUACAAGUUGUAGCUUUUAAUGUUCGAAAUAUGUGCCAGGUAGGGAAACACGCUCCUUUAGCUAGAACUCCAGAAUCUGGCGCUAUCGAUGUAUGUUGUCUUAAAUUGCGCUUACAGAUCCAAAUGCAGUCAUUCAUUUAACCUCAAGUGGUACAAUUUGACCUUCUAGUAUCUGGAUAUCCCACUGCUACUUCCCACAGCCUCUCUGGUGUAGGUAUAGCAUUACGUUCUAAAGCAGAACUUGCUCUGUUGGACUGGAUCCCAAUAGACAGUCGCUUGCGCACUGUUUAACUAAACGGGACAGUAAGAACUCAAAAUGAUAGGGACCUCCGCUAAUUUUUUAGUUGUCUGUGCUUGCACUCCUACUGAUUCCAAUUCGAACGAAGUUAAAGACGAAUUUUGCAGGAAACUAUCCAACCUCCUUCAAAAAGAUGAGCGCCCUGAUGUAGUCAUGGUGGCAGAUGAUUUUAAUGCUCAAGUAGGUAAACUAAAUCACGUGGACGGGUCUUACGGUGUUGCGGCUCAGCAAACAGAUAACGGCAACCGCCUGUCGCUCGCGUAUUUUAGGACUACGGAGUAAGCAAUGUCUGGAUCAGAAAGAGUAUGAGGUAAAUAUGAGAAGUCGAUUGACGAGGCAGUAAAUCUUUACCGCCUACCUCAACGAGCUAUGUUUCCUGGUGCAGUAGUCUGAAACUUCCACGUGAUUAUCGUAACCCGUGAUUAAAGACUCCAAAUGAUAUGGCUAAAAAUCGUUUGAAAUGGCGCAGGUGCAUCCAUUCUUCGCCUUCUCGUAAAUCCUGGGAUUGUAACCUCAUAAUGACAUUUUUGUUUUUAUUUCACUGACAUAUCAGUCAGUCUUGAGUGCUGUUAGAGGUAUGAGGGCAGUUAUCACUUCCCGGUUGCCCACACCGUGGAAGGGUUCUUCUGGGGUUACCUGAAAAGGAAAUUGGGUUAGAAGUGGUUUUAAUGACCUGAGAGCGUGACCGCAGUGCCCAAGGCACAACUGCUUGAGGUCGGUCACACACGACCUUUUUGUGGGUAGUUUUUGUGUUAGCUCCGUUCUUCAAAAAAACCUUACCGCCGGAGACGGAUAUCCGUGGGAUAAGGCGAGGUGUGCAUUUUUGGGGUCGACCUUUUCUAACCUCACCCCUUCUUGUGGGAAAGCAGCAUCGCUGUCAUGCUGGUUGUCUGAAGAAAACACCUUACUGCUGUCACACCUCUGUACAGUCGGCAGUACGACUUCGGACCUUGGGUUUGCUGCUUUUAGUCUCAGCGCUCUUCAACCGACCUGUCUGGCAUGGUAGAACCUCGAGGAACGAUUGUUCCAGCCAGCAUAGCUCGAUUGCUUCAUCACGAUAGGCAAGCCCGACCACCACGUCAAGGUAGCAGCAACGGUCUUUCUUUUCGAGUCGUGUAUUCGAUACCCAACGUUUUCUGUUACUACCUCUACUAUUCUGGGAUUCGGCUUGACAACUUCAUUUCGGUGUGCUAACGGGUGUGGCAACUUGAACCGAUGUACAUACAUACAUCCCGAUCAAGCCGAUUGCUGAAGUAUUAGAGUAGGCGACUUCGUCGACCCCACUAUCAUAGCAUAAGAUCAUUAGAACAAUCGUUUGAUAACAAAUUACUAGGGACUCCAGUUCCCCUCGCUUUAGUCCUGGUCACUAUGGUCCUAUUAGUAGAUGAUCUGCAGCACUCUUCUCUCCUGAACUUAUUUCUAACUCACGAUGUUGAUGUUAGUAGUUUCCACCUAUAGGAAGGAGUAAUGAAGCGGUUAUCCUAGUCAGGUUCAUUGCUGCUGUGGUUUGUCAAGCAGAUGCGUUGGCUCAUCCUAACAAAUUGUUAUAUCCCGAUAAGAACAGUGAAUGUUAACCUUGGAAUCCAUUUAUGAAUUAAUACUAUGCAUAUAUUUUCUUGUCGUAUAAUUGCUAAAUAACUAAACUAUUCAUAUUCAUGUCCUCCUUAUUAUGAGCUUUGUUUUGACAUAUAAACUAUUGUAAUAUGAUUUACUAUUCUUGAAUUAUGCCCUGUCUACCAUUUACUAUCUCCCUUAUUCACAGCCACAUUUGGCUGAAUAUUUUACAAAUGUUCACAGUCAUGGCACGCACGAAACAGUCCACAUCGUACCAUAAAAUAACAGAUAGAAGACAAACACAAAUGCGAUGAACUCUGAGGCCUCGACCGAUGGGAAAAUCGAAUCGGAUGCAUCAGUGAGAAGAGGCAUGGAGCCGACUACGGCAGUUACACAACCAUGUAUAUCCUGGGCAGUCCCAAAAAAUUAAAGAAACACGACAGCCCCUGAUUAGACCGACAGGUUCGAUGUUUACUAAGACAAAAUCAAAAUUGUUAGAAUGUCGCCGUCAGCCCUGAUAUAGCAAACGAAAUAGAGCGGUACAAGUGGAUCCGAGGUAAGUGUAUAAACACAGUCCGUGCAGCUCAGCAGAAAUCUGGAAGCCAUUUGGGACAAUCUGUAACCAGACAGUCAAGACGGUUAUAUUCAUACAUCAAAUACAGGACCAGAACGCGCCCAUGGACUCCCAAUCUAAUCACUAAAGGGAGUGCAUCUCAAGUGUAGAGGAAAACAAAGCAGAAGUCAUGGUUUCAUUUUGGAAUGGUCUUCAUUCAUGACCAUCUUCUCGAUGAAGGGAUAAGCCCAGAACCAGUGUCAUCAAGUUAACCGCUCAAUGUAAUAGGGUUGUACAUAUUAUGGUGAACAUUCAACCUAAUAGAUGUCCGUCUUAAGACCCACAGGGUUGGGCAGCGGUCCUAAUGUACAAAAAGUAAAGGACUUGGAACAGACUCAAUAAGCCCCAAGUUCCAUGGAAAACACUUGGGAUCUAUUCUUGCCCUUUAUCGACAAAUUACAAAAAAGUUUAUGUCCCACUUAAACAGACCCAGCAAUUCGCAAAUUUUCCGGCUUCAGAAAGUGCAGCGCAGCUAAAAUCCAGUGAUUUCCCCAUUAUCAAACGACACCAUCCAUUCAUGCGAAGAACUAUAGGCUACACAUUGAUAUAAAAAAGGCAUUCACCAGCCCUGCGUCAUUGUUAAACUAUGUAACCAAGUUGGAGACCUCAAGUAAGGUAAUAAGCCUUGUUAACAAUUGCAAAUCUCCUUAAUAUUGAGUGAUUCGACUUAGAUGUUCGUGAAAAAGCACUAACCCUGGAUCCAGACUUGUAUGCAAAAACACUUUACAUCUACUGUUUUUAAGAGUUGCUGAAUUUUUCAGUAUAUUUGUCCAUUUCCGAUAGAUUAGAUGGUAACAAACUGCUGCAGUUUCCAACCAUAGUUGCCUUAUAUCCCACAAUUCUCAGGAAGCAAAACAAUAGACGACUGCUGAGAAUGGGCACCGUAUUCUCCAAACGUCAAAGUGUAGAAUUCGCCUUGAUCCCAUCUGAAGAAGUAAGCGGCCCUUUGGGCCUAGGUGACCCUGAAAGCAACGAAAUCACGAAGGUUGAAGAAGAGAGCCUUAUACCUGCGCUUAUGCACGAUAGAUUGAGAACUAAACAAUGUGCGGAGCUCUGGGACGGAUGGUCAAACUGUACAAAAACAUACUACUGGGCAGCGAUAUACAUCUGCAAGACGGACUUUCAUAAGGCAUUAGAAUGCAACAAAAAAUACCUACAAGACCCUGAGUUUCUCGAAGAGACGAAGGCUUUAUAUCUGAAGAUGCGUUCGAACUACAGGAGGACGGGGCUGGAGCAACGCGUUGUACGAACCGACAAAUAAUUGUAGUCUCAAAUAGAAGUUUCAAACAUUAUCACUUUCUUACUCUUUUGAAAUUGAAAAGCAACCAGGAGGUUAGAAUAAAAGCGUUGUAUAUUG